GCGGGACCAGUGGGGACUGAUCUGGGCGCAAAUCGCUCACUGGUUUUCUCCGCUCGGCAGCAGAAGGCCGACGGGGUUGUGGAUCAUCGCCACGACGAAUCCAAGGAGGAGGCAUGCUGAGUCUUGUUGCGAGCGUGGUGAUGUAAAACGUAAGGAUGGCGACAGGCGAUGGGUUGCAUUCAUGGAGGGACACACAGUUCUACCGGAAAUUGAACCUCUUCUACGUGGGGAUAAUCUGGGCAUUGUAUCUGGUUCAGUCACACUUAAUGGUGCUUUGGAACGACUUCAAAAGAAAUGAUGGCUGCAGAUCCCCAAGUACUGAUGAUGCAGCAUGUGAGCCGAAAGAGGGUGACAUUGAUGCUAUGGGACACCAGGGGCAGCGGAACGAAGGUUGCUCGCCGAGCUACUCUUGCAUUGUCACAGGGGCAUCAAGUGGGAUAGGCAAGGCGGUGGCAGAGGAGCUGGCUGCGAAGGGUUUUUAUGUGAUACUUGGGUGUGUAUCCCCACAGCGAGGACUGGAGGCUGCAGAGGAGAUUCAGCGGAAGCAUAAGGGUGCCGCUGUGGAGGUUCGAGCUCUUGAUUUGUCUUCACCAGCAUCGGUUGUGUCAUUUGCAAAUAACAUCGCGCUGUCAUUGGGAGCGGCUGUUCCCCCCCGACCAUUGGUGUUGUUAAUAAAUAAUGCUGCAGUAAUAAAGAUAAAGCGGACAUGGACGGAGGAGGGAAGGGACUACGUGAUGGCAACGAACUAUCUUGGCUCAUUCCUUCUCUCCAGAGAGCUCCUGCCGCUAUUGGAAAAAGCUCCCCGCGCAAGAAUUGUGAAUGUGUGCUCAUUCACCCAUCGAGCAGUCUCUGCUCUUUAUACAGAUGAGCCAUCGCUUGCCGCAGGAGGGGUUUACCCCGUGUCGUCGUCAGCAUCUACUGCGGGGACGUAUAUGCCUGGUUUCGGAUACCAGACGACUAAGUUGUGCAACACUUUGUUUACGAAUGAGCUGCAUAGACGCUUGUUUGUCGAGCGGCGGAAGCUGCAGAGCCCUGUAGUGAGUGCCAAUGCCGCAGAUCCAGGCGCUGUCGACACCAAUCUGCUCAGAGAAGUCCCUGUCGGAUUACGCAAGUUUGGGAUGCUUGUUCUUGCUGCGCUCGGGUUGCUUAAAUCUCCAGCAGAGGGAGCAAAUGCGGUGAUCGAUGCUGCCCUCGCAAAUGAGGGGACAUCUGGGUUGUACUACUUUGGUGGAAAGGGAAGACAUUUGAAGGGAUCCCAACUUGCCUGCAAUGAGGAACUGGGGAGAAACCUUUGGGAGACGUCAAGUCGUAUGUUCCAUUCCCAUUGAGCGUAAGGAAAGGGAUGUGGCCGCUGGAUCCUUUUUCCAGCAACAUGGCAUCAUAUUGUAAAAUUAUGGGACGAUGGGCCCGGUUCCCAGCAGCUGCAGCUCCCCACCAAUGGACGGAGCCUUCAAUGGGGAAAAAAAAAAAGGGUUGUGGCAAUGUUGCCAUACUGCUUGUUGUUAAACCACCAGCUGAGGGAAAAAAAAAAAAAGAAACACCAGCUUGAGGAAGCCACCUUCCAAGGCUUGCGAGCCCGCAACUGCGUCUUUUCAAGGUGGCGUGCCGCGUUCGCUACAGGCCCAGGCACGACUUGAAAAGCUCGUGCCGCGUAAACCGGUGAGAGCCGUACUCGGCUUCGGAUGAACUGGCGCUUCGAGAACAGGUUCGCAGCACAGUUUCCGCAAGGCGGUUUCCACUAUCUCGGGAAAGCAUAUCCCUCUGGCGUACGGCCUGCUGAGCUCAUUGAACAGGAAGGGGGUUGAGAUCAAUGCAGCUUGUUGGCGCAUUGAUUGGACAGAGGUUAGGUAGUGAUUGGUGGUCGUCACAAGGUGCAGCGCAGGGGUUAGGGACAGCAAUGGGAUGUGUGGAUGGUCUGAGGGCAUGGAAUCUGUGAUACUUUAUCGCAGUGGGCGCAGUGACGAUGGCGAAGGAGAUGACGAGGAGGGUGUGGCUUCUCACACCAGGGAUGCGCUUUGUGUCACACGCAGGGGUCAAGACAGAUUUUUCUUGUGUCCGAGCGAGCACCUUCAGGACGUGCCUAAUAGUCAACGGUUGUCCGGUAAUCUUUGACUGUUUGACACUAACGGCAGGGCGCAAUGACAAUGGUGAAGGAGAUGAAGAGAAGGUUGUGGUGCCACUUUGUGUCCUUGAGCAGGUAGGUGUGAGGCAAUGCUGGAAGGAGAUUUCUGUAUGUGCCCUGUGCACAAGGAGUCUCGUCUAUAGACGUCCGACGCUUACACCUCAAUGUAAAAGAGGGAAUGGGGCCUGGUCAGCUGACAUCUGGCAGUCUCGUCUUUAAACGUAUGUAGAAUGUGCCUGGUCUUGUCCUUCGGGACAUCCGUUAAAAUUGGAACGAUACAGAGAAGAUUAGCUUGGCCCUUGCGCAAGGAUGACACGCAUUAAUCGAGA
Molecule: messenger RNA, 2451 nt
Organism: Chara braunii
Lineage: Eukaryota; Viridiplantae; Streptophyta; Charophyceae; Charales; Characeae
Source: the annotation of a GenBank genome assembly